Molecule: messenger RNA, 1628 nt
Organism: Drosophila obscura
Lineage: Eukaryota; Metazoa; Arthropoda; Insecta; Diptera; Drosophilidae
Gene: nemy
Product: probable ascorbate-specific transmembrane electron transporter 1
Exons: 6
Coding region: 460-1335 (291 amino acids)
Molecular function (GO): oxidoreductase activity
Source: RefSeq, a predicted model, not a curated record
ACAGCAUUCGUGGAGCUCGGACGUGGUAGAGAAGUGCGUCUGUCUGCUUGUUUCUGUUUGUUUUUGGAGUUUCCAUCACGGAUUCAUCAGGAACAUCGUCGCUGCCGUCGCCGCCGUCGUUGCCGGUCCGGGAAUGUGUGGUGCAUCUGCGUUCCGUUCGCUCGUUUCACUGCAGAUGAAUUAAUUGCUGAAAAUAUUUAAAGGCAUAUUCAUUGGAGCGACCACAAAUCCAAUUACACAUAACCAUAUUCAUAUUAAUACUUGUUAUUCGUUGUUCGUUAUUCGUGGAGUGUUUUGUGUGUAAUUACUUAAUUGAGCAUCGCAUCGCAUCGCGUUAAGCAGAUCCCAGCAAAAAAGAGAAAAGGGUUUGCACACUCCACACGCCACAUUACAUCUUGGGUCAGAACAGGAACCGAAACAGAAACAGAAAAAGAAACCAUCAAAAUUGAUUGCUUUAACAUGGACUCGAACUCGGUGAGCCCCCUGCCACCGCUGGAAGCACCAUUGGCCAUGUUGGACAGCGAGAAGACACCGCCGGGUACACCAAAUGGCAUUGAGAUGCCACCACCGCCAGACGAGAAGCGCUACGAGGAGGAUCCGGACAAUGCCUGGAAUUGCUGCUCCUGGUGCGAGUACUUGCUGAUCGUGAUCCUCUCCACCAUUCUGCUGGUGGGUGUCCUGGUGCUGACCCUCUUCUGGGUGAUGUUCUAUCGCGAUGGCUUCGCCUGGUCGGAGAGCCCCAAGCAGCAGUUCAAUCUGCAUCCCAUCCUGAUGAUUGCCGGUUUCGUAACUCUCUCUGGAUUUUCCAUCUUGAUCUAUCGUUUGUGCCGGUGCGUGAAGCACAUCUAUGUGAAGCUGAUCCACAUGUUCUUUCACGCCAUUGCCAUUCCGUGCAUCGCCCUGGGUUUCCUCUCCGUCUUCGACUCCCACGAGGCGUUGCAAAAGGUGAACUUCUAUAGCCUGCACUCGUGGCUGGGUUUCGUGACUAUGGGCAUGUUUGUGCUGCAGUUUGUGAUCGGUUUCUUCAGCUUUCUGGUGAUGCUCUGCUGUGAGAACAAGACCUACAGCUGCCGCUCCGCCAUGGUGCCCAUACACGCCAGUCUGGGUCUGGCCAACUUCUGGCUGGCCAUUGCCACAUCUGUGACGGGUCUCAUUGAGAAAGAGCGCGAGACGGUGGCCGAGACCAAUGUGAGCGCCGAGAAUAAGCUCAUCGAGCAUUACAUCACCAGUGCCAUCGGCAUCACACUGAUCUUCAUCGGCAUCAUCGUCACCUUUGCGGUGCGACGAUCCAACGCCCCUGCCUCGGCCAAAGUCUACGUAACCGAACGCAUUUAGGAUGUUGGCUGUCGGCUCCCAGCUGGCGCCCAGCCAACCACAGCCAGUGCAGGAAGAGCGUCUCCAAGCAUCCAAGGAUCAUGUGUGGUUUCGUUGUGGAUUCAGAGCUUUGAACCAUUGUCGUCCUGUCGAAAGGCCUAGCACAAAACAGAUCACGCUUCUGCAUCUGCAUACUCUAUCCUAUCCAUACCAUACCAUACCUGUUACAACGUUUUACAUACAUGUAUAUGCCAAAUUGAAUUCCCUUCAUGUAGUCUUACUCUACUGCGUAAAUCAAAAACCUUUCUCACCCA